This is a messenger RNA of Talpa occidentalis (Iberian mole), 10064 nucleotides long. It is a transcript of the gene GAPVD1, whose product is annotated as GTPase activating protein and VPS9 domains 1. Lineage: Eukaryota; Metazoa; Chordata; Mammalia; Eulipotyphla; Talpidae. Gene Ontology annotation, biological process: regulation of GTPase activity; vesicle-mediated transport. The coding region runs from base 453 to 4835 and encodes 1460 amino acids. Gene Ontology annotation, cellular component: endocytic vesicle; cytosol. Gene Ontology annotation, molecular function: small GTPase binding; guanyl-nucleotide exchange factor activity. The transcript is spliced from 29 exons. The record is from RefSeq and is a predicted model, not a curated record.
AGGACGGCGGCGGUGCGCGGCCGAGCGGCGAUCGGCGGGAGCCUCGGUGCCCAUCCCCGCCUGGCCCUCCAGAGCCCUCUACAGGGAAAUUGCUCACCAGGAACCGAGGUCUGCAUACUGAAGACCCAGAGGCAGCAUGGGGGAGUGAAGAGUGUGGGCUGUGGAGUCAAACCAGUUUUGAAUUCCUUCUCUGCUGCAUGAUAGCUCGAUGAUUAGGCAGAGUGCAUAUAUUGAAGAAAGUUGAUUAUACAUUACUCUUGAUUUCUCCAAGAAUUCUCACCCAUUUCUUGGUUUUACUUCCAUUAUAUAUGGAUCAUGACUACCUGACAAAAACACAUCAAGUCUAAAAGUCAUAGCGCUUAAGGCAGAAUUGCAAGAUCUCUACAAAUAUGAAUUUCUGUACCAGAAAAGAAUAGUGAUCAGCCUUUGUUUGUAUCUUUUACACAUCGAAGAUGGUGAAGCUAGAUAUUCAUACUCUGGCCCAUCACCUCAAGCAGGAACGCUUGUAUGUAAACUCUGAGAAACAGCUCAUUCAGAGACUCAACGCAGAUGUACUUAAGACAGCUGAAAAGUUGUAUCGUACAGCAUGGAUUGCUAAGCAACAGAGAAUUAAUUUGGAUCGGCUUAUCAUAACCAGUGCUGAAGCUUCCCCUGCUGAAUGUUGUCAACAUGCCAAGAUUUUGGAAGACACACAGUUUGUUGAUGGAUAUAAGCAGUUAGGGUUUCAGGAGACUGCUUAUGGAGAGUUCUUGAAUCGAUUAAGGGAAAAUCCUCGUCUUAUUGCCUCCUCUUUGGUUGCUGGAGAAAAACUUAAUCAGGAGAACACACAAAGUGUUAUUUACACAGUUUUUACCUCCCUCUAUGGUAACUGCAUUAUGCAAGAAGAUGAAAGCUACCUCCUUCAGGUUUUGAGAUACUUGAUUGAAUUCGAACUUAAAGAAAGUGACAACCCUAGGAGACUUUUGAGGAGAGGAACUUGUGCCUUCAGCAUCUUAUUUAAACUUUUUUCUGAAGGACUGUUUUCUGCCAAACUUUUUCUCACGGCUACUUUACAUGAGCCUAUCAUGCAGCUGCUUGUUGAAGAUGAAGAUCACCUUGAAACAGAUCCAAACAAGCUAAUUGAGAGGUUUUCCCCAACUCAACAGGAAAAACUCUUUGGAGAAAAAGGCUCAGAUAGGUUCAGGCAAAAGGUUCAAGAAAUGGUGGACUCCAAUGAGGCCAAGCUAGUGGCUUUGGUGAACAAAUUUAUUGGUUAUCUCAAGCAGAACACAUACUGCUUUCCACAUAGCUUGAGGUGGAUUGUGUCACAGAUGUACAAAACCCUUUCCUGUGUAGAUAGACUGGAAGUUGGGGAGGUCAGGGCAAUGUGUACUGAUCUCCUGUUGGCCUGCUUCAUUUGUCCUGCAGUUGUCAAUCCAGAACAAUAUGGAAUAAUUUCUGAUGCUCCUAUUAAUGAGGUGGCGAGAUUUAAUCUGAUGCAGGUUGGCCGCCUUUUACAGCAGUUGGCAAUGACUGGCUCUGAAGAGGGAGAUCCUCGGACGAAGAGCAGCCUUGGAAAAUUUGACAAAAGCUGUGUUGCUGCUUUCCUUGAUGUUGUGAUUGGGGGCCGAGCCGUGGAGACUCCGCCAAUGUCCUCUGUUAAUCUUCUGGAAGGGUUGAGCAGAACUGUGGUUUAUAUAACUUACAGUCAGCUUAUUACUCUGGUGAAUUUCAUGAAGAGUGUGAUGUCUGGAGAUCAACUGAGAGAAGAUCGAAUGGCUCUUGACAAUUUAUUGGCAAACGUACCUCAGCCAAAGCCAGGAAAAAGCAGCAGUUUGGAAAUGACUCCCUACAGCACUCCUCAGCUGUCUCCAGCAACUACCCCAGCAAAUAAGAAGAAUCGGCUGCCUAUAGCACCUCGAAGCAGAAGUCGCACCAAUGUGUUAAUGGACUUACAUAUGGACCAUGAAGGAUCAUCUCAAGAAACCAUCCAGGAAGUGCAGCCAGAAGAAGUAUUGGUCAUUUCUUUAGGGACAGGUCCCCAGCUUACUCCAGGGAUGAUGUCAGAAAAUGAGAUCCUAAAUAUGCAACUUUCGGAUGGAGGACAAGGAGAUGUCCCAGUCGAUGAAAACAAACUCCACGGUAAACCUGAUAAAACCUUGCGCUUUUCCCUCUGCAGUGAUAAUCUGGAAGGAAUAUCUGAAGGUCCUUCCAAUCGAUCCAACUCAGUAUCCUCGCUAGACCUGGAAGGAGAGUCUGUAUCAGAACUUGGAGCAGGACCUUCUGGGAGCAAUGGGGUUGAAGCUCUACAGCUGUUAGAGCAUGAGCAAGCUACAACACAAGAUAAUCUUGAUGAUAAGCUAAGGAAGUUUGAAAUUCGUGACAUGAUGGGACUGACUGAUGAUCGGGAUAUAUCAGAAACAGUGAGCGAGACCUGGAGUACAGAUGUCUUGGGAAGUGAUUUUGACCCUAACAUUGAUGAAGAUAGAUUACAAGAAAUUGCAGGUGCAGCAGCAGAGAACAUGUUAGGCAGUUUGCUGUGCCUGCCAGGCUCAGGGUCAGUGCUUCUUGACCCCUGCACUGGCUCUACCAUAUCAGAGACAACAAGCGAAGCUUGGAGUGUGGAGGUAUUGCCAAGCGACUCGGAGGCCCCAGAUCUAAAGCAGGAGGAGCGCCUGCAGGAGCUGGAGAGCUGUUCUGGACUGGGCAGCACAUCUGAUGAUACGGAUGUCAGGGAGGUCAGUUCCCGCCCCAGCACACCAGGCCUCAGUGUUGUGUCGGGCAUAAGUGCAACCUCUGAGGAUAUUCCCAAUAAGAUAGAGGACCUGAGAUCUGAGUGCAGCUCUGAUUUUGGGGGCAAAGAUUCUGUCACUAGUCCAGACAUGGAUGAAGUAACUCAUGGUGCCCACCAGCUGACUUCUCCUCCUUCUCAGUCAGAAUCUCUGCUUGCCUUGUUUGACCCGCUGUCUUCACAUGAAGCGGCUUCUGCUGUGGUAAGGCCCAAGGUUCACUAUGCGAGGCCGUCACAUCCACCGCCGGACCCCCCUAUCCUGGAAGGAGCCGUGGGAGGAAAUGAAGCCCGACUGCCAAACUUUGGUUCCCAUGUUUUAACCCCAGCUGAAAUGGAGGCAUUCAAGCAGAGGCAUUCUUACCCUGAGAGAUUAGUUCGCAGCAGGAGUUCUGACAUCGUGUCGUCUGUCCGGCGCCCCAUGAGCGAUCCCAGCUGGAACCGGCGUCCAGGGAAUGAAGAGCGAGAACUUCCUCCAGCAGCAGCCAUUGGUGCUACUUCUUUGGUGGCUGCACCACAUUCAUCAUCUUCGUCCCCGAGUAAGGACUCCUCGAGAGGAGAGACUGAAGAACGCAAAGAUAGCGAUGAUGAGAAAUCAGACAGGAACAGACCUUGGUGGAGAAAACGUUUUGUUUCAGCCAUGCCUAAAGCUCCUAUACCAUUUAGAAAGAAAGAAAAACAAGAAAAAGACAAAGAUGAUCUGGGGCCUGACAGAUUCUCAACACUCACAGAUGACCCCAGCCCUAGACUCAGUGCACAAGCUCAGGUUGCUGAGGACAUUCUGGACAAAUACAGGAACGCCAUCAAACGAAGCAGCCCCAGUGAAGGAGCAAUGGCAAACUAUGAAAGUUCAGAGGUCAUGGGUGACAGCGAAAGUGCGCACGACUCUCCUCGGGACGAAACCCUGCAGAACAUCUCAGCUGAUGACCUCCCUGACUCUGCAAGCCAGGCCGCCCACCCUCAGGACUCAGCCUUCUCUUACAGAGAUGCAAAAAAGAAACUGAGGCUUGCUCUUUGCUCUGCGGAUUCUGUUGCUUUCCCAGUGCUAACCCAUUCAACAAGGAAUGGUUUACCCGACCACACAGACCCAGAAGACAAUGAAAUUGUAUGCUUCUUAAAAGUUCAAAUAGCUGAAGCGAUUAAUUUACAAGAUAAGAAUCUAAUGGCUCAGCUUCAAGAAACAAUGCGUUGCGUGUGCCGCUUCGAUAAUAGGACUUGUAGGAAACUGCUGGCGUCCAUCGCCGAGGAUUACAGGAAGAGGGCCCCCUAUAUCGCUUACCUCACGCGUUGCCGGCAAGGACUGCAGACCACGCAGGCGCACCUGGAAAGGCUGCUGCAGAGGGUGCUGCGGGACAAGGAGGUGGCUAAUCGGUACUUCACCACCGUCUGCGUGAGGCUGCUGCUGGAGAGCAAGGAGAAGAAGAUCAGGGAGUUCAUUCAAGACUUUCAGAAACUCACAGCGGCUGAUGAUAAAACUGCUCAGGUGGAAGACUUCCUGCAGUUCCUCUAUGGGGCGAUGGCCCAGGAUGUCAUCUGGCAAAACGCCAGCGAGGAGCAGCUGCAGGACGCCCAGCUGGCUAUUGAACGGAGUGUGAUGAAUCGGAUUUUCAAGCUUGCCUUCUACCCUAAUCAGGACGGGGACAUUCUUCGCGACCAGGUUCUUCAUGAUCAUAUUCAGAGAUUGUCCAAAGUCGUGACUGCAAAUCACAGAGCCCUUCAGAUACCAGAGGUCUAUCUUCGGGAGGCGCCGUGGCCGUCUGCACAGUCGGAGAUCAGGACGAUAAGCGCUUACAAGACCCCGAGGGACAAAGUGCAGUGCAUCCUGAGAAUGUGCUCCACCAUCAUGAACCUUCUGAGCCUGGCCAACGAGGACUCCGUCCCGGGGGCAGACGACUUUGUCCCCGUCCUGGUCUUCGUGUUGAUAAAGGCAAAUCCACCCUGUUUGCUGUCUACUGUUCAGUACAUCAGUAGCUUUUAUGCCAGCUGUCUGUCCGGAGAGGAGUCCUAUUGGUGGAUGCAGUUCACGGCAGCCGUGGAAUUCAUUAAAACUAUCGAUGACCGAAAGUGACCCAGACCAAGGCCAUGGCGCAGACUGUUAGGCGGGCAGACAAGUCUUUGAGGAAAUGUACCAGCUGUGUGAAGGCUGAAGAUUGUUUUGUAUAAUACUGUACAGCGUUCAGACAUUUUACAACAGAUCUUUACUAAACAGAUUAAUGAGCUAACAUGCAGGUUCUCUUUCUUUGGGCUCCUUUCUAAGUUGCAUCUUCUGUUAUUUUCUUGCCCCCAAGUAGAGAAUAGUACUGAAAAAGGGACCACAUUUUUCAGGUAUUUUGAAAUAUUAAAAAAACAACACAAAAUCUCCUAGAAGAUUCCUACAUCUCCAUCAUGGAUACACCUUCUUUCCUUUUAUUUUAAAGAGGAGUAUGUACCUCUUUUAAGAUGCUGUCCUAUCUUCUGCAUCUAAUAGAAGGAAAAUACCCGUUGCACUGAGGAUUACAAUAGUGGUGACAUUAGUGGCAUUAUCUAUAAAUACACUCACCUAAACUGAAAAGCUGAGAAGGAAAUGUAAAUAUAAUAUAUAUUUAUAUUUGAUGUAAUAUGGACAUCUUCAGAUUCUAAUAAACAAGGACUAUUGCUGACAGUAGGUUGUGAUGUACCCUCUUGUGAAAUGGUUUCCUUGACAAAAUUUAAGCUGAGCUUAAAGGCAGAAAACAAAAAAAUACACAACUAUUUAUUAUUAAAGUGUGACACAGUGUGUUGACUUUCCUAGGUGUGGAGUGUGGUGUCCAGGGCUGCCUGUGAUGUGGGGCCCGCAGAUCACUAGGUCAACGCAGACAUGUCUCAUGGUGGACGUCUGAACCUGCAGUAGGAGACAGACUAAUCUCCACACGUGGUUACGUAAGAAGGAAGAAUAGAUAGUUAAAUCUUCACUGUGGUCCUCCUCAUCUGAAAUACUCGGUAUCGUGUAGAAACCCCAAGCAGAACUCCUUACAAACUGUUAAUUGUAAUAUAUUUUUGAUGAUGAUUCACAUUGAAUGCACAGACCAGAAUUCAGUGAAUGUCAUUUUUUAAAAAAAACUAAUUUGUAUUGUCUGCUCUAGUGAUACAAGUUUUACUAGUGAUAAACUAUUUUAAUCAACCAUACUAUUCUUACGGGGGAAAAGUCUAUUUUGGCAGGUUUCUGUGCCUUUAUUUCUCUCUUCUGAAAAAAACUAUGUCUUUCAAUAUUUUGGGUUUGAUUGUAUAUCGAUAAUUCAUCAGGACUGGGUUUUGGUGUCUGAGCAGCUGGCCAGGGAGGCACCCCAAGGCCUCAAGCACAAGCCUUGUACAUAGGUCAUCGCUGACUGGUGUCACUUUGUAUGUUUCCUAAACAUGUUUAGCUGCUUUUAUAACAAACUUGGCUCCAUCCUUUGCGCCCCUUGUUGCUGGCCGCAUUUGCAGGCAUUUUUAAGGGAACUGUGAUAAAUAGCCUUGAGCAGACGAAGACAGGCUGUUCUUCCCUCUCUCCAAGAUACCUGUGCUCCACUGUGCCUAAAGAAGCUGGAUUUCUUUGUCUCCACCUCUUCUCAUUCAUUUAUUUUAAUAUACUGUAAUCAUAAAUUACAUAGGAGUGUGGCAUGUGGUUUCUGCCUUUUAGGGAGAGAGGAAAAUUAAACCAGUACUACAGAAUGUUCGUUUGAGUGUUAGGUCGAGAAAUCUGUGUGUAACUGUCAGACAUACCUAGGUACUAGAAGUCAGAUAUCACAAAUACAGUACCAGACAGACAUACUGGCUGAUGUGAGGUCUAAGACCGAGAGGGAGUCCAUCUACUUCCGCAUUUGAGUCAAUAAAUACUAAAUCAAUAGAAGACUUGGAAUAGUUGAAGUUCAUUGUUAGGGGAUUUAACUUGUAAGUCAAGGAGAGAUUUUUUUUUUUCCUCCAUGAUGGAUGGUAAAUCUUCCAUAUCAUCACUAUGAGAAUAAAUACGAAGAUGUGAACAUUGCAGAAGGCUCUUCUCUGUGGUGAAGGUGGUGAGUUUGGGGUACAGGGCUACCUCAGAGGCAGGGCUCUGUGGUGCUUGGGCCACUGGUGAGGGUGAACCCCAGAGAUGGAGAUGGGUGUGUGGGGUCUUGACUCAGGUUCUGACAGAGAAGCACAGCUCAGCUGUUUAGGGUGCACCUAAGUUUCCUCUGGAAAGCAGAUCAAGAGUACGGGAUAUUCAGCAUCAACCACUGGUUUGAUUUCACGACAGGGUUUAUGAUGGUGCUGAGCCCUGGAUGUGGCAGUUAGUACCUAUCUGCCUGGACGUGGUGGGAUGUGUGACAGGUGUAACUUGAUUUUCUCUUUCACGAAAGAGGAAUAGUUGUUCUUUGAAUGUUCUUUGUUCUUAUUGCACCCCUCCCAGCACUUACUUCACAGGAAGGGUUAGUGCAAAGGUGCAGAAUCACCACAGGAAACAUUUGGUGUGUGGAAUGUGUAAGGCCAGUGAAUAUUAAAUGGGGAGAUAGCGGCUCAGUUCACUGAAAUCUUGUAGAAUUAACUUAGCUAAUAAAAAAAAACAAGUUUGUAUUUUGUGUUAAUACUCUGCUACUGGGGAGCGUUAAACAGCAAUACAGAUUAAAGAUUGUUUUUCCUUGUAAAAUUAUUUUUUAAAAAACUCGUUUGGUAGAAAACACUUUGCAUUUUAGGUCACAUUUCAGCCACAGUAUUACUUUCUUCUGAUUUUCUUAAAAAACAAAACCUGCAUAUGAAAACCUUUUUAUACAGGUACUAAGUCACUGUAGUAAGAGAAUUAGAUGUUGUGAGGGUUGGGAAUAGAUGUCAUGCAUGGGUUUUCUUUUCCUGUGUCUUGGAAACCUUUAUGUACGUGCCACAGACUUCCAGCACGUAUGUCCCCGCGGUGAGUAAGCGAGAGAGUGGAGACCCCGCCCCGGGAUAGCGAGACCGUGUUUGUGCUGGGGGCCCAUAGCUCUGUGUGAUGUGAUUCCCACCACCUGCCUUGCAGACCCCAGCUUGGGUCAAAUAAAGGUCAACCUAAGUGUGUUUAAAGGAUGAAGUUUUAAAAAUUCCUUCCUCCUGAUGUGCCUGGGUGUGACAAGGGAGGGUAGGAACACACUCGCUCCAAAUUGUUAGUGGAUUGCACAGAAGAGAUUGAAAUGUGGUGGAAUCAGCUCCAUGUGUGUGUCCUAGACAGUCUCUUUCUGCCUUUCCGUUCCUUCUUUGUUUCUUUAAGAAAUCUGUAUUCGCCCCUUUUUUUUUUUUCCUCUCUAGUGAGUUUAUCCUGUAUGUAAUUGCCAAAAUUUGGGGGGAGGUGUGCAGGAAUCAAAAACAAUUCUUCUUGAAACUCAGAUGUUUUAGUCAGUAGAUGAAAAGGGAUGAGACACUUGAGAUACUUUGAAUGCCAAAAUGCUUGAGAACAUUGCCAGAUUAAUAAUAUAAUUUAGAAUGUAGGUUACCCAAGAAGUAGGAUGCCCAAGAAUAGCUUUAUUACUCUUGAGGACGCUUGGACGUACUUUCUUGUCAAGGUUGGUGUGGUUGGGCUGUGGAGUCAUAAUGGGGCUGCCAUGUCCCACAGGCCUGCACUCGGCAAAGGUUAAGUUCAAGAUAGAGGAGGUCCUCUCCCUUUGGGUAAAUGCAGACAGUGUGGGCAGGGCCACGCGCCUUAAGAACUCACCUCUGCUGAGUUGAUGCUCUGUCUUGUCUACGUAUUCUUGUGUUUCAUGUGUAUGAAAAAACUUUGUACUGCCUCUCCUCUUGAAACUGAAAAAAUCCUUAUAAAAGUCUCAGUAAUGAGCUUGCACCAUCUUGUAUAUGUACAGGAAACCUGUCCUGUCUUCUGAUGUCAUUACUAAUGUAUUCUGUAAAACUGAUUAAAAAGGGAGAGCAGUAUUUCACUGGGUUUUAUGUUUCCAGUCAUCUAUUUUUGUAUUCAGAAGUUUUUCUGAAUAUGUGUGGGACUUUUCAAAUUUUACUGAUAAUCUCCAUGAAUUCACACUGGUCUUCAUCUGAACAUGUAUGGGCAUUUGUUAAAUGCAGCACAGGAAGAACUAGAAUGUCCCAGCUGUUAAUAACAGGAUGGGGAAUUUUAACUGUUCAGCACAGUUCCUACCUGACCCCCAGGUUUGGCAGCUGUUCAUCAGCCUGGUUCUGGAGCAGAAGUCCUCACCACAGUAUCUAUUGAAAUCUCUAUUAAUCUUUCAAGUGAGCGGAAUUGCCGUCAGGCGGCGCCUGAGUCAUGGAAGCAAGUGUGCUCUGCAGGUUGCCUGGCUGGUGUUAAGGUGCUUCCUUCACACUGGUUGCACUUUUAGAAGGAAACAUUAGUUUGACCAAGGUCCAGCUUCCGUGCAGUCUGUACAGUAUUAAAGUUAAUGCUACAACUUUCCUAGAACCGAAAGCGCAAUUUUUCUUGCCAAACUGGAAUUACCUAUGUGCUUUUUGUAACCCACCCAACCCUCUCUCCAAGUACAUGGCCGUGUAGCCUUUCCCACCGCAUGCUGGCCAGGGAGGGUGCAGCGAGGCCUCCCUCGGUGCUGCCUGGAGAGUGUGUGUCCAUCUUGAAAAGUGCAUCGGGUCAGAAGCUGCCCUGGGCGGUAAAAGCGUUCUUUACCCAGAGAGGUCAGCGUCCACUGAAGAGCUUGCGCGGAGGGAUCCUCUUCUGUCUUCUUUGGGUACCAAAAUGCAGAACGUAGACUUCUAAAAGAAAGUCAACCAGUCAAUCUGGUAGAAAAUAUCUUCCGUGUUUCGUGCUAAAAUGGAAAUGACUCUCAGUCCAAGGGACUGAAGCUGAUGGAGAUGAGGAAUAUGAAAACCGUGGUGGUUUUAUUUGUUCACCAGGAAUUCAACAUAUUGCUGCCCAAACAUUAAAUUUUAUGCUCCCGUGAAAAGAGUAUCCAACGUGAUUUUUUAAAUAGCACAUUUUCAUGCUUUCCUUAGCUCUCCUAAUUUGUAAUUUUGACAAAACGUCUCCACGCAGGGCUGUUGAUCCACAUAUAUUGGCUGUGCUGUUUGAGAUCAGUAAUUCUGGUGGUUCCGGCAAGGAUGCUGACCAACAAAUUAUAAUCUCUCGUGGGGGUGGAGCCCCGUAGAGUUCUAGAAACCAGUGCUUAGCAAACUCCCCUGCUGAGAAUCACCUGGCACUCUUGUUAGUAAAUCAGAUCCUUCUUCCUGAGAGGGCCAGGAAUCUUUAGGCAAAUCCUCCAGGUGACUUAUCCCACAGAGGGGUGAGAAGCUCCCCGUGCUGCAGGACAUCUGGACCGUGGUGCCCACGUCAGCCAUCUGGGAUUACCAGCUGCAGGCCCGGGCCGUGCCCCACACCUGU